Messenger RNA from Strongylus vulgaris, 309 nucleotides. The record is from the annotation of a GenBank genome assembly. NCBI's taxonomy places the organism in Eukaryota, Metazoa, Nematoda, Chromadorea, Rhabditida, Strongylidae.
CAAGCGCUAACAUUUUUAGGUCUAGUCUAUGAAGAGGCUAUACCCAGUAUCACCAUCACCUCAGUCACUAAUGUUCUCUCCUUUGCCAUUGGAGCUAUCACACCGACACCAGAAAUUCGCUUAUUUUGCUUUGGAACAGCUAUAGCGAUGGGUCUCACCUAUGUCUAUCAGCUUUUCCUAUUUGGCCCGGUGCUUUCCUUGGCAACUGCGUGUGAGAAACAUCAAUCGCAAAAGGACAAGCAUGAAAGCAAUUGGAUAAAAAAGGUGGGCCGUAGGGCAGAUACUGUAAUUAUCAGUGCAGAAUCUUAG